AUGAGUACUACGACGACGAUCAUAGAGAGCUCUCCAAUCCUCUCAGACAGCACUCCUUGGGUCGGCGGCACAGGUCUCGGAAAUGCAAACCUCGGAAAGUCUGGUCGUGUUAUCGAAAAACUUAUGGCCGAAAAUGACAGACUCAAAAGAGAGAUCAAAGCGGAAGCUGCGAAAAGAGAGGAGCUACAACGCACCGCAAAUGCACAGAAGCCUCGACUAGAAGCUUUUCAAGCCGAGAACGCACGUCUCUCGCAUUGUAAAGCAGUGGACGAGAGCGUGAUCAAGCGACGGGACCGCAAAAUCGAGGAUCUCAAGGCCGAGCUCGACAUUGAGCGACAGAAGAGAGAGUCCUUGGAGCACCGAGUUCAGGAAGCCGAACGAAAGAUGGGCGAGUACCAAGAGCACAGCAACAAAGAAGUCCAACAGGCUGUCGAAGAAGCCAAACACGCAACUACACACGCCUCGAUCCUUGAAACAUCACACCGUCAACUAUCGUCCGAAUACCGACAGCGUAUCGCAGCGGCUAACAAACAACUACGAGAGCUGAGCGACGAUAGAGAAGAAGACCGAAAACGUCUCAUCAAACUGGACGUUGUCAAUCAUCAGAUGCGUCAAGAGUCCGAGAAAGCGAGAAAGCUGUACCACGAACUGGUGACAGCAUCGGACAAAUACAAAGCAGAGAAAGAUUCUGAGGUUGAUCUUGUCCUUGGAGACGUCAAAGCGCUCAAGGGAGGCAUCAGUCACCGCGAGCUGGAACUGGAGACGACGCUGCAGGAGAUGCACGAGGUCAUGAAUCGCAUGAAGUGGCUCAUGAACAUGCAGAAAGUCAACAGCGAGAACGGUGUAAACUCACCUCCACCAUCGCCACCUUCUUGA
Messenger RNA from Aureobasidium melanogenum CBS 110374, 876 nucleotides. RefSeq lists its product as uncharacterized. The transcript has a single exon. Bases 1 to 876 code for a protein of 291 amino acids. The record is from RefSeq and is a predicted model, not a curated record. NCBI's taxonomy places the organism in Eukaryota, Fungi, Ascomycota, Dothideomycetes, Dothideales, Saccotheciaceae.